AUGGAGCAGCUUCAGGAAAUGUUCAGACACAAUUUUGGACAAGCUUGUUUUGAGGAAAUGAAGAAGUAUGCUAAUGUCAGGAUGGUGCCUAGAAUGCAUGUUCUUGAUCACUUCAUCAAGAUGACGAACUACUUUCAAGAGGCAGAAUUGCACGGAGCCACCAUAGACGAGGAAACUCAAGUGGGACUUAUUCUGAAUAGUCUUGCUCCUAGUUUUCUUCCAUUCAUCACCAACUACUUACUAAACAAACUGAAGUACGGAAUGACUCAACUCAUGAACGAACUUCAAAUGUUUGAAGGUAUUAUUGGUGGACAUGACAAGAAGCCUGUUGCUGCUACUGAGGAUGCUCCUGGAGAAGCUAACUUAGUUUCAUCCUCGAAGAGCAACAAGAGGAAUAAGAGAAAGAACAAGAAGGUCAAGGCCACAACUACUGCAAAACCAGCUAAAGGUGCUGUAAAACCUGCUGGGGAAAAACCCAAUGCUAAGAAAGCCAAAUGA
Molecule: messenger RNA, 498 nt
Organism: Humulus lupulus (European hop)
Lineage: Eukaryota; Viridiplantae; Streptophyta; Magnoliopsida; Rosales; Cannabaceae
Exons: 1
Coding region: 1-498 (165 amino acids)
Source: RefSeq, a predicted model, not a curated record